Chenopodium quinoa (quinoa) is the source of this 522-nucleotide messenger RNA. RefSeq lists its product as uncharacterized. Bases 1 to 522 code for a protein of 173 amino acids. The record is from RefSeq and is a predicted model, not a curated record. The transcript has a single exon. NCBI's taxonomy places the organism in Eukaryota, Viridiplantae, Streptophyta, Magnoliopsida, Caryophyllales, Amaranthaceae.
AUGCCGUUUGGGUUGACGAACGCACCAACAGUGUUCAUGGGCCUGAUGUACCGAAUCUUCCGACCCUAUCUGGAUAAGUUUGUAGUAGUAUUUAUUGAUGACAUUCUGGUUUACUCAAACAGUAAGGAGGACCACGAAGACCAUUUGAGGAAAGUGUUACAGUUGUUAAGGGAGCAUCAGUUAUAUGCCAAACUUUCUAAGUGUGAAUUCUGGUUAGAGAAAGUUGCCCUUUUGGGGCAUGUGAUUUCUAUGGAAGGAGUCUCGGUUGACCCGGCUAUGGUGCAAGCUGUACAGGAGUGGCCAAUCCCAAGGAAUGUGUCAGAGGUAAGGAGUUUCCUAGGAUUGACCGGAUAUUAUCGGAGGUUUAUAAAGGAUUUUUGGAUAAUAGCAAGACCGAUGACCAACUUAAUGAAAAAGGAAUGUAAGUUCAUUUGGUCUCCUGAGUGUGAGGAAGCAUUUAAAACCCUGAAAGAAAAAUUGACGACAGACCCCGUGUUAGCAUUACCUGACGAGAGUAAGUAG